UAAAGGAUGAAAGUGAAUCUUGACAGAUUGGGACCCAUCCAUCAUAUUUUUUGGGGCGAGGGCUCAGCAUCCCUUUCUGGGCAAACUGCUCAUUGCAGCAGACACAACAUAUUUCUCUCAACGGCUCCUACAUUUGGAUUGUAUUUAGAAGUGUAGGAUCAUCUGAGUGUGAUUUGUCGAGGGCUCGUCUGCAUAUUGCUGGUAGUGACUGAUUCUAGUGAAUUCAUGACCGCUUUCGGGGCUUCCUUUGGCAGCGGGUUAGCCGUAGCAUCAUCUAAUUACAACGCAAACAAAGACACCGAAGUUGCCUCUCCACCAUCGGACAGCAUCAGCAGCCUGAGCUUCAGCCCUGCAGCAAAUUAUCUGAUAGCAACAUCUUGGGAUAAUCAAGUACGUUGCUACGAGGUACAAGCCAAUGGGCAGUCAGCAGGGAAGGCAGCAAUCAGCCAUGACCAGCCUGUGCUGUGUUCUGAUUGGAGCGCCGAUGGAUCCACCGUCUUCACAGGUGGCUGCGACAAUGUUGCAAAGAUGUGGAAUCUGCAGACAAACCAGACCCAGGUGGUGGCCAAGCAUGACGCGCCCAUCCGGCACCUCUUCUCCGUGAAGGAGAUGAACAACAUGCUGGUGACAGGCAGCUGGGACAAAACCAUCCGUUACUGGGACUUGCGCCAGCCCAACCCAGUGCACACACAACAAUUGCCGGAGCGGGUCUAUGCCAUGGAUGUCACACACCCGCUGCUGGUGGUUGGCAUGGCCAACAGGCGGAUACAGGUCUUCAACAUGAGCAACCCUCAGACGGUGUACAAGGACCUUGAGUCGCCCCUAAAGUUCCAGACGCGCUGCGUAACCUGCUUCCCAGACUCCACAGGCUACUUGGUGGGCUCCAUUGAGGGGCGUGUGGCAGUACAUCAUGUGGAAGACAACAUGCAGUCCAAGAACUUCACGUUCAAGUGCCAUCGAGACGGCAACGACAUCUACGCAGUCAACUCCAUCGCUUUCCAUCCCCAGUAUGGCACAUUUGUGACGGCGGGCUCGGACGGCGCGUUCAACUUCUGGGACAAGGACAGCAAGCAGCGGCUGAAGGCGAUGCUCAAGUGCAGCCAGCCAAUUCCCUGCAGCACCUUCAAUCGCGACGGCACCAUCUACGCGUACGCGGUCAGCUACGACUGGUCGCGCGGCUACGCAGAAUACAACCCCAGCAACGCGCAGCACCACAUCCUGCUGCACAAGCCCCAGGACAUCGAGGUCAAGAACCGAGCGCGCACUGGCCGCCGAUGAGUCACCUCCCAGACCCCUGCAGGCCGUCCCUGAUCCUGCUGGGGAAAGGGGACUCUCCGAUUAGGUUGGAGUCCCCUGCUGGGAUGCUGCCAAAGCUGCUGCCUACGAGGCAUGCGCUGAUGGGAUGUAGUUGCAUGGUGUGGGUUUGCGCCAAGUUGACCUGCCGAUGCCUUGGCGUUGUGAAAGAGUUGUAUUUGGAGCCUCGGAUGUGCUUCCUGGGGGGCAGGAAGAGGUAGUUGAGCUGGGAGCAGCUCUUGUUCUGGAAAUUCUCCCAGACUGUCGAUAGACGUCAGGAGGCAUGGACCAGGAUCAGUAAGAAUUUUGCAUCUAUGCUCAUGAACUAUUGCAUUACACAUGCAGGCGCCUUUUGUGAUCGUGCGCAGACGGAACCCAAUUUUGGAGGGAAUAUAUCCAGAGAUGUUGUGAAUGAUGUAGGUCCUGCAUGGCACGGACUGCUGCUUCGGUCUGUUUUGUUUGAGCACACUCCUUGUUGCUCCUGCCAUUUAAAGAGGACACCAAU
Messenger RNA from Coccomyxa subellipsoidea C-169, 1798 nucleotides. RefSeq names its product WD40 repeat-like protein. Gene Ontology annotation, molecular function: RNA binding; ubiquitin binding. NCBI's taxonomy places the organism in Eukaryota, Viridiplantae, Chlorophyta, Trebouxiophyceae, Coccomyxaceae. The record is from RefSeq and is a predicted model, not a curated record. Gene Ontology annotation, cellular component: nuclear pore. The transcript has 5 exons. Bases 226 to 1278 code for a protein of 350 amino acids. Gene Ontology annotation, biological process: transcription-dependent tethering of RNA polymerase II gene DNA at nuclear periphery; RNA export from nucleus.